GUGCUGUCUGGCAGGGAGACUAGAGUAAGAGGAAUAGCAUCCUAACAACAGUUAGAUUUCCUAAGAGAAGCAAAAGUUUUUCUCCUGAUUUUGGGCAUGAGUCAGCUCACAUUUCACUUGGAUGUGUUAAUAGCCCUUUAUAUACUCUGCAGCUGGUGUCAUGGAGGAAUUACAACUAUAAACUGCUCUGGGAACAUCUGGGUAGAACCUGCCCCAGUUUUGCACAUGGGCACGGAUGUCUCUAUCUACUGCCAAGCAGCUGUUAAGAACUGUCAACCAAAGAAACUGAAUUUUUAUAAAAAUGGCAUCAAAGAAAGAUUUCAAAUCACAUUGAUUAAUAGAACAACAGCUCAACUUUUGUAUAAGAACUUUCUGGAGCCACAUGCCUCAGUGUAUUGCACCGCUCAGUGUCCCGGGCACUUUCAGGAGACUCUCAUAUGUGGAAAAGACAUUUCUUCUGGAUAUCCACCAGAUGCUCCUGAUAAGGUGACAUGUAUCAUUUAUGAAUACUCAGGCCACAUGACUUGCACCUGGAACACUGGGAGACUCACCUACCUAGACACCAAGUACGUGGUGCAUGUGAAGAGUUUAGAGACAGAAGAAGAGCAGCAAUAUCUUACCUCAAGCUAUGUCAACAUCUCUACCGAUUCACUGCAAGGCGGUAGGAAGUAUCUGGUCUGGGUCCAAGCUGUUAAUGCACUAGGCAUGAAGGAGUCAACAAAGUUACAAGUCCAUCUGGAUGAUAUAGUGAUACCUUCUGCAUCCAUCAUUUCCAGUGCUAAGACUGUAAAUGCUACUGUGGCUAAGACCAUAAUUCAUUGGAAUAGCAAAAGCACGAUCGAAAAGGUCUCCUGUGAAAUGAGAUACAAAGCAACAGCAAGCCGAACUUGGAAUGUUGAAGAAUUUGAUACCAAUCUCACUCAUGUGCAACAGUCAGAAUUCUACUUGGAGCCAAACAUCAAGUACGAAUUUCAAGUGAGAUGUCAAGAAACAGGUAAAAGGUACUGGCAGCCCUGGAGUUCACCCUUUGUCCACAAAACACCUGAAGCGGUUCCCCAGGUCACACCAAAAUCAUCCCCUGAUGCUCAGAACUCUGGGAUGCGGACUACUACCAUCUUUAAAAGACACCUUGCUUCUGGUAACAGUCAAGACAUCGGAUUUUUGUCAGGAAUGGUUUUCCUCGCCAUCAUAUUGCCUAUUUUUUCUCUGAUUGGGAUAUUCAACAGAUCGCUUCGAAUAGGGAUUAUAAGAAAAAUCUUAUUGCUAAUACCAAAGUGGCUUCAUGAAGAUAUUCCUAAUAUGGAAAACAGUAACGUUGUGAAAAUGCUACAGGAAAAAAAUGUAUUCGUGAACAAUAUUGUCACUGAGGGUGCCCUUUAUGUUGAUCCCGUGAUUACAGAGAUCAGCGAAAUCUUUCUGCCAGCACACAAGCCCGCAGAUUAUAAGGAAGAAAAGUCCGUGGGACCCCUGGAGACAAGAGACUGUCUGCAAGUAUCAUUGUCCACCAGUUCUGUUGUGUAUAUUCCUGAUCUCAACACAGGAUACAAACCCCAGAUUUCUAGUUUUCACCCUGGGGAAAACCACCUCAACCCCAGUGAUGAAACAGAUUCUUCAACACUUGAACUACCAGGUGACCUCUGUGGUGUGGGAAAUAAUGUCAAGUUAAAAAUAUGCCCCCAUUUUGCAUUUUCUGUCUCAAGUAUGAAUUCAUUAAGCAACACCCUAGCUCUUGAAGAAUUAAGUCUCCUUUUAGAUAAAGGCGAAUGCAAUCCUUCUGACAUACAAAACUCAGAAAAAGAAACUACUGUGUUUCUGGAAAAUGACUCAUCCAGGGACACUCUUCCAGAACAGACACUGCUGCCUGAUGAAUUUGUCUCCUGUUUGGCGAUUGGGAGUGAGGAGCUGCCAUCUAUUAAUUCUUAUUUUCCACAAAAAGUUUUGGAAAGCCACUUCAGUGGAAUUUCACUCUUGCAAAAGUAGAGCUGUAUAGUCAAAAUCAACAUGAGAAGCUGCCUGUCCACUGAAAACUCAACCUUCCCCUCAAAAGAAGUGGCGUUAUACCUCCAAGGUCCCAAGCUGGGGCAUGCUGCCCCAGCAAGAAAAGCAGCAAUGUUAAAUGCCAGUGA
Messenger RNA from Nannospalax galili (Upper Galilee mountains blind mole rat), 2126 nucleotides. RefSeq names its product interleukin 23 receptor (gene Il23r). Gene Ontology annotation, cellular component: external side of plasma membrane. Gene Ontology annotation, biological process: cytokine-mediated signaling pathway. The record is from RefSeq and is a predicted model, not a curated record. Bases 97 to 1980 code for a protein of 627 amino acids. The transcript is spliced from 11 exons. NCBI's taxonomy places the organism in Eukaryota, Metazoa, Chordata, Mammalia, Rodentia, Spalacidae. Gene Ontology annotation, molecular function: cytokine receptor activity; protein binding.